Messenger RNA from Phycodurus eques (leafy seadragon), 7148 nucleotides. It is a transcript of the gene sf3b1, whose product is annotated as splicing factor 3b, subunit 1. Lineage: Eukaryota; Metazoa; Chordata; Actinopteri; Syngnathiformes; Syngnathidae. The record is from RefSeq and is a predicted model, not a curated record. Gene Ontology annotation, molecular function: mRNA binding. Bases 3289 to 6801 code for a protein of 1170 amino acids. Gene Ontology annotation, biological process: spliceosomal complex assembly. Gene Ontology annotation, cellular component: U12-type spliceosomal complex; U2-type prespliceosome; U2 snRNP. The transcript has 21 exons.
GGACAUCUUAUUUCAAGUUUUGGCGGGGAUUAGGAUGCUUGGUUUGCAAAAAAAAAAGAAAGCUAAACAAUUUAUGGGAUUGCCAUGCUUUUGAGUGGGAGAGGUGGUUAGGUGUUUGAAUACCAGAAUUUGAUAAAUCUCCUAACAAACGUGGGUAGCAUAAGGGUUGUGUGUGGGUCGAAGGGUUAACAAUCCUGUGCGACUGCCAGGCUAAAUUUUACAUUAUGUAAUGUGCAACAACCUAUGAAGUUUAGCUAACGUGGUAAUUCACCUGACGAGCGCUCAGCCAUGCUGGGCACAGUAGCUGAUAGACCGCUAUUCAAGAAGAGGGAGCCAGUCUAUAGGUUUAUACAGUCUCUAUAGAAAAUAGCAUUGAUUGGUUUUGUGCCAAAAUUAGGCUUUAGUUUUAAUGGUUUUGCCUAGAGGUGUCCCGAUCCGAUCUCAAGGAUCGGAAAUCGGUCCAAUGUCAGCAAAAAAAAAAAAAGUAUCUGAUCGGACUGGAUCUAAAAGCUCCUAUUUUACCACUUAUCCAAGCAGUCAAAUUCAUGUUUGACUCCAGCAGUUCUAUCCAGCAGCGCCUGGAUGGCAUGCAGUUCUCACGUGAUCACAACAACCGGUUGCUAAGGUGCUAACAUAGUAGCAAGGAGAAAGAGUGAACAUUGCUUUCUUAGUUGUUUUCUGACACUCCUGUUGAAGUUCAGCAUAACACUUAACACACAAGACAAUACACCCAUUGAAUGUUAAAAUACAUCAGACUUAGUGUCUUUGUUUUUAUUCACAAAAAUCACUAUCUCAAAGCUAACACAAGGAAUGAAAAACACCAUUGACGAGCUAACAAAAAUUAGCAUAGAGCUUGCUGCACUUAUAUCUCUCAAAAUAAUGAAUAUUUGUACACACGCACUGUAUAAACAUACAAACAGACAAUAUAACAAUACUCUGGAAUAUAUUCUUCAAACUAUAACAGUAUUCAAUUUUCUUUAUUAUUGCGAGUGUGUAUCUCAUCGCAUGUUUCACGCUGCCCCUCAGAGGCAAAGACGUGCACAGCAGGAACAGCGAUUGUCAAUUAAACUAAACCCCAGUUACAUCAAGAAGUUCAAAAGUGUAUUGCCGUAGAUCUGGGGAAAGGAAAUGCUCUUCCCACCAUAAAGUGCCAGUAAAAAAAAAAUUAAAAAAAUUCAUUGACCUUUUAAUGUUGUUUUAGACUUUAAAACAGUUUAUUUAUUGAGAUUUUUUUUUGUUUUCUAAUUUAUUUUUUAUUUAAUCUAUUCAAAUGUAGAAUAGGCAUAUGUUUAAGUUAAGCAGUGGUCAUGUUCAAAAUGUAAUAUAUAUUUUUGUUAGUGGUUUUAUUGAAGUUAUAUUUCAGGAUUUCCUAAAAUAAAUGUUUUAAUUUAAUUGUAGUAUAUUCUUAAUUUUAAAGUCACUAUGUAACCCAUUGUUUAAUAAUAGAUGUCAGUUUUUCCUUAUACUUACUGUUGCUGAUAAUUAUUCUCUGAGUAAUAUCACUUCAAGCAUUUUAAUUAAAAAUAAAGUAUGUAUGAUUAUUUCUGAUAUUGGAUCAGUCCAAUAUCUGUAUCAGACAAAACUCAAGGCUGCAAUUUCGGUAUCGAAUGUGAAGUGAAAAAUUUGGAUCGGGGCAUCCCUAGUUUUACCAUGACCGAUAGCGUUCUAGGUCAUACUAAACGUAUGACACUUCACUGUAAGUAGCCACUAGGGGUGGGUAUUUAACACAUUUUCCAUGAUCAACUAACGGGAAAUUAACAAACAUUUUCAAUUUUUACAUAAAUUUUUGGUGGCUGAAAAUGCUUGGGUAUCAAUGGAAAUUUUUUUCAACACAGUUAUAACAUUUCCUCAUAUAAUGUCUGUGGGGGUGUUUAUUUGGUCAAAUGCAAAUUUACAUAGGUCAAGUCAAACAUAAUGUAAAAGUAAAUAAAUUGCAAUAAUUCGAGGCAGAAUGGGCUUCUGCGUAGCUCCCUGGACCAUAAACAUAAAUGCACAUAGCAUUGUGGAGCGACCACAUGUUUUGUAAGAUAAUCAACACUGCGCACAGAACUUAUUUACUACAUGCGGUUGUUAAUUUCAGGCUGUUUAUAUGCCUUUGUAAGUGCUGUUGUGUUUGUAAGCAACAUAGUUCAAAUGGGCUCAAUAGUUAACUAUUAUUUUUUUUCGCAAGGGCAUACAGGGUGUAUAUUGGUCUGAAGUGGCUCUCUCACCAGGCGACUGCAGUGAGUCCAGUGAUUUUGACUCAAUUGCUUCUAGAUGAAUCGGCCAUCAGUUCCACACAAUCAAUAGAAUAUUUAAAUUAAUUGACUUGCAAUCAAUAUGCCCAUCCCUAGUAGCGACAUACAAGGAUAAACUAAGUGCUUUUCAACCACAAUUACAUGUUUGACAAAGUGAGUUUCACAGUUUUAUAUAACGUUAGCAUUAAUAAUACUGUUAGGGUGAGGCUUAUUAGGAGCCUGCAUGUAGAAGAGAGAGCAAAAUGGAGCUCUAUGUACAAACGUUGUUGUUUUAAAAAUAUAUUUUUAUUUUACAAAGCUCUGUAAAAUAGAAAUAUGUUCUCAAGCAAAUUGUGUGCAGCCAUACCACAGGCCCAUACUAACUGUCCUUAAUUUCUCUCCUACAGCAGUACUGCUUUGCCAGUCCUGUACUGCACUCUGUUAAGGGCGCAGCAACUCAUCCUGUGUAGGUUAUGGGGACACAGAGAGAACUGUGCACUUGUCAGUUUUGGUUAGGGUCCACUUGCUCCUAGCUGUUGAUCACAGCUGAAGCUAGUCUUGAUUCCCAAAAAGACAAUUAUUUUUUUAUUUUUUUAUUAUUUUUUUUUUUUUUUUAAACAGCCUGCUUGAACUAUUUGUCUUGAUGAUAAUAUUUCACUUGCUACCCUUUUUUUUUCUUUCAAAAAGGAAGUCAAGAUGAAAAUUUAGCUGUAUAGAUAAUUAAGUCAAGUAAACGUGGCCCUGACAGUUAUAUCUGAAGGUUGGACCUAAUUUUUAAUACAAAUUUAAGACGAGCUUCAAAAUCAAGUCUUUAUUUUUUUAUCCACUUUUUUUUGUCCCCAAGAAGAUACUUUUUCUUUUUUAUUUCUCAAUUUUUUUGAGUGUCACAAAUCAAUGCAAAACAGGUGGUAUACUGUUGUGUGUGAGUUCAAACCCUUUUCCAAAGUGUUACUAAUGGUAAAUAGAAAUUUUCUAGGCUGCUUUUCUGCCGGUUGAAGUCUGACUGCAGAAGGACCCAUGGCACUGAAAGUGAGGCAAAACUCCAGACCCCAAGCUGCAGGUCAGGUCGUAUAUGGACGUCAUGAGAGAGCAGAACCUGUCCAAGGAAGAGAGAGAGAUUCGUCUGCAGCUCGCAGAAAAGGCCAAGUCAGGCGACCUGAAAGCUGUCAAUGGCUCCGCUGCCAGCCAAGCUGCCGCCGCCGCCGCCGCUGCUGCUGCUGCUGCAAAACGCAAGCGCCGCUGGGACCAGACAGCUGACCAAACUCCUACCAAUUCUACUCCCAAAAAGAUGUCCAGCUGGGACCAGGCUGAUGCCUCGGUUGAGACCCCAGGACACACGCCGGCGCACACACCUUCAAACAGCCGAUGGGAUGAGACCCCCGGCCGGCCCAAAGGCAGUGAGACCCCGGGGGCCACACCUAGCUCACGCAUGUGGGACCCCACACCCAGCCACACGCCGGCUGGCGCGGCCACGCCAGGCAGGGACACACCAGGUCACGCCACACCCGGCCACGGCGGAGCCACGGGAAGCGUCCGUAAGAACCGCUGGGAUGAAACGCCAAAGACUGAAAGGGAGACCCCGGGACACGGCAGCGGCUGGGCCGAAACCCCACGUACAGACAGGGGGGAUGAGUCUGUAGGGGAGACCCCCACUCCAGGAGCCAGCAAGAGGAAAUCUCGCUGGGAUGAAACACCCGCGAGCCAGAUGGGCUCCUCAACACCACUUCUGACCCCUGGGAAGACACCAAUUGGAACCCCCGCUAUGAACAUGGCCACCCCAACACCCAGUCACCUGAUGAGCAUGACUCCAGAGCAGCUGCAGGCCUGGAGGUGGGAACGGGAAAUUGACGAGAGGAACCGGCCUCUCACAGAUGACGAGCUUGACGCCAUGUUUCCGGAAGGAUACAAGGUGUUGCCUCCACCAGCUGGCUACGUGCCUAUCCGAACACCAGCCCGUAAGCUCUCAGCAACGCCUACUCCCAUUGGCGGCAUGACUGGCUUCCACAUGCAAGUGGAGGACCGUACCACCAAACAGAUGAAUGACCAACCCUCUGGAAACCUCCCGUUCCUCAAACCUGAUGACAUCCAGUAUUUUGACAAACUGCUGGUUGAGGUAGAUGAGUCCACGUUGAGCCCAGAAGAACAGAAAGAACGAAAGAUAAUGAAGCUGCUGUUGAAGAUUAAAAAUGGAACUCCACCUAUGAGGAAGGCGGCCCUGCGUCAGAUCACAGACAAAGCUCGUGAGUUCGGAGCAGGACCCUUGUUCAACCAGAUCCUACCACUGCUCAUGUCCCCCACCCUGGAGGACCAAGAGCGCCACCUGCUGGUGAAAGUCAUCGACCGUAUUCUCUACAAACUGGAUGACCUUGUUCGACCCUACGUACACAAGAUACUUGUGGUGAUCGAGCCCCUGCUAAUUGAUGAGGACUACUACGCCAGAGUAGAAGGCAGAGAGAUCAUUUCCAACUUAGCAAAGGCGGCUGGCUUGGCAACCAUGAUCUCCACCAUGCGUCCCGACAUCGACAACAUGGACGAGUAUGUGAGAAACACCACCGCCAGGGCAUUUGCCGUGGUUGCAUCCGCCCUUGGCAUCCCCUCCCUGCUGCCCUUCCUCAAAGCCGUGUGUAAAAGCAAGAAGUCAUGGCAGGCCCGCCACACGGGUAUCAAGAUUGUACAGCAGAUUGCCAUCCUCAUGGGCUGCGCCAUCCUGCCUCACCUGCGCAGCUUGGUUGAGAUCAUUGAGCACGGUCUGGUUGAUGAGCAGCAGAAGGUGAGGACCAUCAGCGCCCUGGCCAUUGCCGCUCUGGCUGAAGCUGCUACACCCUAUGGUAUCGAAUCCUUUGACUCAGUGCUCAAGCCUCUCUGGAAGGGUAUCAGACAGCACAGAGGAAAAGGUUUGGCUGCCUUCCUCAAAGCUAUUGGCUACCUGAUCCCUCUGAUGGAUGCUGAGUACGCCAACUACUACACCCGAGAGGUGAUGCUAAUCCUCAUCCGAGAGUUCCAGUCCCCUGAUGAAGAGAUGAAAAAAAUCGUUCUCAAGGUGGUUAAGCAGUGCUGUGGCACCGAUGGUGUGGAGGCCAACUAUAUCAAGACUGAGAUCCUGCCCCCCUUCUUCAAGCACUUUUGGCAGCACAGGAUGGCUUUGGACCGACGUAACUAUAGACAGUUAGUGGACACCACAGUAGAGCUGGCCAACAAGGUGGGAGCCGCAGAAAUCAUCUCUCGCAUCGUUGAUGACCUGAAAGACGAGGCAGAGCAGUAUCGUAAAAUGGUGAUGGAGACCAUCGAGAAAAUUAUGGGCAACCUGGGCGCUGCCGAUAUCGACCACAAACUGGAGGAGCAGUUGAUUGACGGCAUCCUGUACGCCUUCCAGGAGCAGACCACAGAGGAUUCUGUGAUGCUGAACGGCUUCGGCACGGUGGUGAACGCCCUCGGCAAGCGCGUUAAGCCCUACUUGCCUCAGAUCUGCGGUACGGUGUUGUGGCGUCUCAACAACAAGUCGGCCAAAGUGCGUCAGCAGGCCGCUGACCUCAUCUCCCGUACCGCCGUGGUCAUGAAGACAUGCCAGGAGGAGAAGCUGAUGGGUCACUUGGGUGUGGUGCUGUACGAAUACCUAGGAGAAGAAUACCCUGAAGUGCUGGGCAGCAUCCUGGGAGCACUGAAGGCCAUUGUAAAUGUUAUUGGUAUGCACAAGAUGACUCCCCCCAUCAAAGAUUUGCUCCCUCGUUUGACUCCCAUUUUAAAGAACAGACACGAGAAAGUGCAGGAGAAUUGCAUCGAUCUGGUGGGCAGGAUAGCGGACAGGGGUGCUGAGUACGUGUCAGCCAGAGAGUGGAUGAGGAUUUGUUUUGAGUUGCUGGAACUUCUCAAGGCUCACAAAAAGGCCAUCCGCAGAGCCACUGUCAACACAUUUGGCUACAUUGCCAAGGCAAUUGGCCCACAUGACGUCUUGGCUACCUUGCUCAACAACUUGAAGGUGCAGGAGCGUCAGAACCGCGUCUGCACCACGGUGGCCAUCGCCAUCGUGGCCGAGACGUGUUCACCCUUUACUGUCCUGCCCGCACUCAUGAACGAGUACCGCGUGCCUGAGCUCAACGUGCAGAAUGGUGUGCUCAAGUCACUGUCCUUCCUUUUUGAGUACAUUGGCGAGAUGGGCAAAGACUACAUCUAUGCAGUCACGCCCCUCCUGGAGGACGCGCUGAUGGACAGAGAUCUAGUCCACAGGCAAACUGCCAGUGCCGUGGUCCAGCACAUGUCCCUGGGUGUUUACGGUUUUGGCUGUGAGGACUCCCUCAACCACUUGCUCAACUACGUGUGGCCCAACGUGUUUGAGACGUCGCCUCACGUCAUCCAGGCUGUCAUGGGCGCACUGGAGGGCCUGAGGGUGGCCAUCGGUCCCUGCCGCAUGCUGCAGUACUGCUUACAGGGUCUGUUCCACCCGGCACGGAAGGUGCGCGACGUCUACUGGAAGAUUUACAAUUCCAUCUACAUUGGCUCACAGGAUGCCCUCAUCGCCCACUAUCCUCAAGUGUACAAUGACGAGAAGAACAUGUACACCCGCUACGAGCUGGACUACGUCUUGUAAAUACUCCCUCGUUUCCCACCUUUUUUGUUGUUUGUUUUGGUUGUCCAAAGUCAGCCGCUGUUUUCCUUGAGGCUCCCACUCGCAGUGGAAACUGAGCAUUAAACUAGGUGAAAUCCAGCAAAGAACAAUUAGUCUCUACGUGUUCCAAUAAACCCCUCCCCUUAUUUUUCUCCAUUAAUGUUGAAAAGAGUUGAUUGAUCCUUGGAGUUGUUUUAAAUAUUUGGAUAUUUCGUAUGUAUCAAUAGACAUUCGGCUUGGCUGUUCCCUCUCCUCACCUUUUUCCAUUUCAGAUCUCUGUUCUUAUGAUUAGAUUGUUUUUAUUUAACCAAAUAAAAGGUUUGCGUACA